Messenger RNA from Panthera uncia (snow leopard), 441 nucleotides. RefSeq names its product dolichyl-phosphate mannosyltransferase subunit 3, regulatory (gene DPM3). Bases 97 to 375 code for a protein of 92 amino acids. NCBI's taxonomy places the organism in Eukaryota, Metazoa, Chordata, Mammalia, Carnivora, Felidae. The record is from RefSeq and is a predicted model, not a curated record. Gene Ontology annotation, cellular component: endoplasmic reticulum membrane; dolichol-phosphate-mannose synthase complex. The transcript is spliced from 2 exons. Gene Ontology annotation, biological process: GPI anchor biosynthetic process.
GGGACUACAACUCCCAGAAAGCCGCGCGAACCGAGAGGCCUUCGGGACGCGGACGUCGGGGCCGCGCCGGGUUCGGGAGAAGCGGGCGGAGUGCCCAUGACGAAGCUAGCGCAGUGGCUUUGGGGACUGGCGCUCCUGGGCUGCACCUGGGCGGCGCUGGCCACGGGAGCCCUGGGCCUGGAGCUGCCGUCGGCAUGCCGGGAGGUCCUGUGGCCACUGCCGGCCUACCUGCUGGUGUCCGCCGGCUGCUACGCCCUGGGCACCGUGGGCUAUCGCGUGGCCACUUUUCACGACUGCGAGGACGCCGCCCGCGAACUGCAGAGCCAGAUCCAGGAGGCGCGAGCCGACUUAGCCCGCAGGGGGAUGCGCUUCUGACACCCUAACCCCAUUCCCACCCGACAGCCUUUCCUCCCGUCGCCCAUUAAAGAGCUUAUUUUCUAA